Messenger RNA from Durio zibethinus, 1124 nucleotides. The record is from RefSeq and is a predicted model, not a curated record. NCBI's taxonomy places the organism in Eukaryota, Viridiplantae, Streptophyta, Magnoliopsida, Malvales, Malvaceae.
UAUAAACAUGAUGGAGGAUUAUAUGGAAUCUUGACAUCUUAGGUCCCAUCCAAGAUCUCUCACCCUAACAAACGUAUCCAUUGCUUCUCCGGCCCUCUUGUUGCCCCUCACCGCACAAAAUCUUGUUUCCAAUCCCUAACCCUAACCAACUUAAACAAUCAAUACAAAGCAAAAGGAAUACUCCUCCCCAUAAAUGUUCCCUUUACACCAAAGCCAUGGAUGAGAGGUUCUUCCUGGUUUCUUCCAAUUCCGACCCUCAAAAUACAACCCCACAAGAUAAGACUCUGGAUUAUGUUCCCAUGGACGGCAGUAGUGGUAAUCUGUACAGCAAUAUGGGAAGGAGAGGCCAGAAACGAAAAUUAUUGGCAAGUGACAAGAGCGAAAAUAGUAAUGAUGAUGGUAAGAAAAAGUUGAUGCAUAGGGAUAUUGAGAGGCAAAGGAGGCAAGAAAUGGCCACCCUUAAUGCUUCUCUUCGAACUCUUCUCCCUCUCGAGUAUAUCAAGGGAAAGCGUGCAAUAUCAGAUCAUAUGAACGCAGCCGUGAGCUAUAUAAAAGACCUGCGGAAGAGGAUCGAUGAACUAAGUGCCAAGAGAGAUGAGUUAAAGAAGAUAUCGGGUUCGAGUGGUUUUGACCAAGGGAUGAGCUCCAACUGCUCUUUCCCAGGCAGUGCUGUAGUUCGCCAAUCUUUGGAUGGUGUUGAAGUUGUGAUCAGCGCUGGUCUUGGAGCUCAAGCUUUGACGCUAUCAAGGGUGCUAGAAUUACUGCUUGAGGAAGGACUUGUUGUUGUUAACUGUGUUUCUACCAGAAUUGAUGGAGGACUGAUUCACACCAUCCAAUCUGAGGUCAAUGAUCUGAUAUGCGUCGAUGUACCUGGGCUGGAGCAGAAACUAAAUGAAGAAAUUUCAUCCUUGAGUAAAAUUUCCUAGCUACUAAACCAUAUGUUCUUGCUGGUGAUUUUUCCCAUCACAGCUCCCACGUGUUGGUCAUUAUGCAUUGAGUAAGGAAGGUCUUUUUCUACUUAGUACGACCCAUAUAAUAUAUCUGAUACAUCCCAUCAUUUGUGAGGUUUUUCGGUUUCAGAAAACUUGGCAGGAAAUAAGUAUCAAUGAUUUAAUGCAGUAGAU